Nomia melanderi (Alkali bee) is the source of this 2750-nucleotide messenger RNA. Lineage: Eukaryota; Metazoa; Arthropoda; Insecta; Hymenoptera; Halictidae. The record is from RefSeq and is a predicted model, not a curated record.
ACAAAAGCGCAGUUAGAAACUCCGACCUGCGACUCGAUGAUUGUUAACGAUCUCCGCCGAUAGAUCGUCGCGUUAAUGGGUUCCCGAGCAUGUAUAGUGUCCAGUUAAUUACUAUGAACUGUCCGUUCGCCCCGAUUUACCCGACACUUACCACUUCGGUCAUCUGCAACCCGGUUUCAGGCAUUUUUCGUUCGUUUCACCGCUUCCGCGCGACGAAUCUCGAUUGUCCGGCGUUGAAACUGUCGAAUGGAUCCUACCGUCAUGAAAAGUACACUGACGACCCGGCAACGGACCCACGGAAUUCGUCGCGGAAGUUUUCCCUUGCUCCGCGAACCGGACUGACAUCCACGUUAAACCGAUGGUAGCUACGGACUGUGUCAAUCGCCGCGAUCGCUCCUUAAUUUAUCAGUGAAUGCUUGCUUAAAGCUCAGCCGGCUGGUCCGGCGGAAAACACUUCGACACACACGAUUCGGUGAUACUUGAUUGACGAUAAUGAAACCGUGUUAACUCGGUGUCUCCUUCUGUCGCGACAAAGACUUUGGAAGAAAAUCGUGACGUUCUCGAUGUUCUUGUUGGUAUACUCAUGGUGAUCGUAUAUUCUCUGUAGAAUGUAAACUACUUUUUCAUUGACUCUCGGUCUGUUUCGCUUGGUCACUGUCAUGUGUGAACGUCUUCGGAGACUACUUUUAGGAGUUGACUUAGAGCUGAUUUUUAUAUAGAAUUAUAUUCACUUAUCUAAUAACAGUGGAUUGCUGAUGCAUCAGUAGCGAGAUCGUUUCGAAUAAAAUAGCUGUGCAGCAUAACCUAUCGUGUUGUUUCUCCUGCGUUGAGUGCCGUAAAUAGUGAUCCGAAAAACCCGGCGUUUCAUGUUUUUCCCAUUGUUUCUCGUAAUAUUGUGAGAAAGUAGAGACGAGAGCUUGAAAAAAUGGACGAAGUGACAGAGCCGAUGGACGUGGAGAUGGUCGCUGCCGAUGAUGACAGCGAAGCUGUUUAUCCUGACCAGACCGACGAGAAAACAUUCAAUGCGAAGAAUGUGCAGACGCCUGAGAAGCAAUUGGAAAGUCGCUAUGAGAAUCGUGGCGGUACAUUUACGACGGGUAUAGAUAUAUUUAGUAAAGAAGAGAAAUUGAAGAUGGAGGAGAGAGCGAAGCGUUUUGGGUUAACGGAUAAGGUGAAUAGUAAUUCGUCGAAUCCAGAGCAAGAUUUAUAUUCUAGCAUGGGCAUUGUUGAAGACAAUGAAAACACAAAGAACAUCAGACGGAACGUGAUACACAUGAGGGGCACAGAAGAAAUGAGCACCAAGGAUGUGUUCAAAUACUUUGAGGACUACGCUCCGGCAUCUAUAGAAUGGAUCAAUGAUGUUUCAUGUAAUGUAGUAUGGUUAGACAAUGUGUCAGCAGCUAGGGCUAUGUUGGGAUUGUCGAAAAAGAUUGUGGGUUUGGAUAAAGCGAAUCAGAAAAGUACACAUGCGCAUGAUAAUCCAGACGAGGAAAAUAAUGGGACUAACGAAGACUGUACCAUAGAAAUGGAAGAUGAUAACGAUAGUACAAAAGAUACAUCGCAAGGAGACCAUAUAAACAUAAAGGAUAUUGAUUGUCCAUUACCUCCUGGCUCAUGGAGGAAGGGAAUAGAUUAUCCCAAGUCCAAAGCAAUAUUUCUCAGAUUUGCUACUAGAGCUGAUAAGAAACAGCCUAACGCAGAGAAGAUGAGUGAAUAUUACAAGAAAUAUGGAAAUCCAAAUUUUGGAGGUAUUAAAGGAAUCUUAACUGAAUCGCGUAAAAGGAUGUACAAACAAAUUCGACAAAAUAAGAAAAGAUUCAAAGAAGAGGCGCCUGAAGAUUCUAAAGAUAACAAACGCGUGAAGAACCCAUGGGGCGCGUUGUCAGAGAGCUGGGGUCUCAAUGACUUCGUGGAAGAUGAUUUUGGGACGAAACCCGAACAAAAGGAUCAGGGACGUAGCGUGAAAGAGAGACUGGGAGCGAAAUAUCCACCGAGAGUACCGACGCAAGUGGAGGAACAGGAACAUAGCGAGAGUAGCGAUAGCGAAAACGAAUGGUGCAAAAGGAGUAAAGUAUUGCGGAUGCGAAUGCACGCGGACGACGAGGAAGAAAAGAUACAUAAAAAACGGGCCAAGAUCCGACAGCAAAUGCUAUUGAACAACUUAAACAAAGGUAAUGAUUUACGAUCGAGGCUUGGCAGACCUCGCCAAGAAACGCAGUUCCGUGACGCAAUUCAAGUGGUUGUAACCAAUACAAAUGCAACAAAGUCGAAUUCGUUGAAACCGAACGACUCAGAGGAAGAAGACGGCGAAAUCGUAGAGGACGACGAAGGCCAAGAAAAGGAGGAAGGUGAAUGGCAGGAGUCCGACGAGGAAGAACCAGAGGAGGAGGAGGAAGAGGAGCAGGACGAUGAUGAAGAUUACAGUGACGAUGACAGCGAUAGACCAGCGAAGGAAGUUCAAGGGCCUAAAGGGAGUGUGAUAAAAGUGGUUCAGCAUAAACCUCGCGUCGCAUCCACGGUGUGGGCAAGAUUGAACAAUGUGAAAAGCGAAGUCAACGAUAACCCUGUCAAAGAGAGACAACCGAGAGUACGGGACCUAAGGAGUACAUUGAAAGGCGGCGAUCUUCGAUCUCGUAUUGGUAAUCACACGAGAGGACGUUCCCCGUUGAGGAUAGAAGUGAAAAAUGACAAAUACACGGAAGGAAGUGAGACAGAAUAAUUGUUAAUUAUCGAAACGACUAAGAACGAGA